Molecule: messenger RNA, 878 nt
Organism: Phytomonas sp. EM1
Lineage: Eukaryota; Euglenozoa; Kinetoplastea; Trypanosomatida; Trypanosomatidae
Source: the annotation of a GenBank genome assembly
GUUAGCUAGAUAGGGGAUCUGACCAUUUGAACGCGACCACUUCCGUAUCCUUCGAAAUCCAUCCCAUCGAGCUCUCUCGAGCCCAACAACGCACACACCAAAAAAAAAAGGAAAAGAAAACAGCACAAGUGAAAGCGGGGAGUCAAUCCAAUGUUAUCGCGUCGUUGUCUUCCGCUGCUUUCGGCGAUGCAGGGGCGUUGUGGGAGCGGGGGGUGGGCGUCGCGCACUCCCCUCUCCGUCUCCCGGCGGCGCUACGCCGGAGAGGCGUUCACGGCGAACCUCGUCGCCCAUACCACCUCCCUCUCCGCCUGCACGUCACUCUCGACGAUGCUCUACAGCCCGCUAGGGACCGCCAUGCUAGUUUUGCUCGCCUACAACGUCGUCGUCGUCGGAGGGAAGCACGCCUUCUACCUGCUCGAGCUCACCGCGAAGGAUUACGUGCAGGAUCCGCAGCUCUACGUGAUCGUCCGAUAUGGCGUCCUCUUGUGCAUUCUGCUUGGGAUGGAGGUGAUUUUUGUGGAGGUUUAGCGGUUUGGUUUGGGAAAGUAAUUCGCUUUUCAGGGGAAAUAGAGGGUGAAGAAAUUUUAAAAAAGAACCUAAACUCGAUAUAUAUAUAUCCAUAUUUAUAGCAAACUUUAUCGUCAUUUAGUCAUAUUCCACCACCUAAGGUGUUUAGCAGAAGAAGAAAGAGUCGUCAUUUACGGUUAGGAGGUGUCGAAAAGGCGGAGCUCAGUAGGAGUAUUAUCACAGUAAAACUUUCAUUUAUUUUUAGCAUGUUUUUCUUGUUUUUCCCUCUUUGCUUGCUCGACUUGUUACCAUUUAUUAUUGAAACGUACUUGUAGAACCCAUACGAAGACGGCAAAUUCGGUCUUGCCAAA